This is a messenger RNA of Xenopus tropicalis (tropical clawed frog), 1413 nucleotides long. RefSeq names its product cdc42 small effector 1 (gene cdc42se1). NCBI's taxonomy places the organism in Eukaryota, Metazoa, Chordata, Amphibia, Anura, Pipidae. Gene Ontology annotation, cellular component: plasma membrane; cytoskeleton. Gene Ontology annotation, biological process: regulation of Rho protein signal transduction. The record is from RefSeq and is marked provisional. Gene Ontology annotation, molecular function: small GTPase binding.
ACUUAGCUGCAACUUUUCAGCCAUACUGCAGCCCGAAAUUCCCUCCACUCACCGGUGUCCUGCCACGAAAUCCACUCAAGGAACCGACCCAAAGGCACCACGACGGAGGUGAGAAGAGGCUGCACUAUUCUGGUUACUCCUAUAGGCCAAUGGAGUGAGCCGAGAGGGGACAACUGACCUUCUGCACUGCUGACCCAACCCAAGCACGGAACCAAACACGCGACCAAGCUGGAAGCCUCUGAUAAUAUGAGUGACUUUUGGCACAAGCUGGGCUGCUGCGUCGUAGAAAAGCCACAACCAAAGAAGAAGCGGAAGAGAAUCGACCGAUCGAUGAUAGGAGAGCCUAUGAAUUUUGUCCAUUUGACGCACAUUGGGUCGGGAGAUAUGGGAGCCAGUGAUGGACUUCCAAGGGCUGGAGGUGUCCAGGAGCAGAUGAGAUCCAAAUGUGGCCGUGACAGACAGUGGAGCAACUCCAGAGUUUUGUAGCUGAGUUCACUGUAAAAGCUGGUAUGAGAAAGCGCCAUCGUAAGAAGCAGCAGGGGGGGAGCGCAGUGGUGUAGUCACUGGAUAAGUUAUUGGAACAUUCGUCUUUUUAUUCUGGAAUUAUUUUUAUAAAUUGAAUUGAAACAAAGAUCUGAAUGUGCAAUAUGUUUCUAGUGUGUUUUGAAAUUCAGCUUUUUAUUUUUUUUACCUUUCCCCAAAGUGAUUUCCCCUUUAUAAUUGCUGUAGCACAAAUGGCGUUUGUAUUGCGUAUUAUCUGCUGUAACGGCGUCAAACGGCGUCGCAAACACCGGCACUUCCUCAAGGUUCUCAUCAAAAAAUAUAUAUUUUGGAAUGAAAUGUACAGUUAUUGAAACAAUUGAUGUUUGUUAAAUACCGACAUGUAUAUUCCGACAUGGCGACACUGUGGGGCAGAUUUACUAAUCCACGAACGGACCGAAAGCGCCCUAACGCGUUUUUUCAUAAGGAUCAGUAUUUUUGCGACUUUUUCGCCGGCGUUGCAACGUUUUCAUAUGUCCCACGAUUUUUUCGUCGUCGUUACGACUUUAUCGUAUAUUUUCCGCGACUUUUUCGUCGUCGUGAAAAAAUCGGAUUGGUUUUUUCCGCCGUUUACAAUUGCUCAAUACGAAAAAAUUGCGCAAAAUACGAUAAAGUCGUGCCGGCGAUGGAAAAAAUCGCGCAAAAUACGAAAACAAACGCGACAUUAGCGACAUUAGCUUUCGUUUCCAAUCCGAUUUUCUUCCCAUUCGGGAUUCGAAUUUGUGGAUUAGUAAAUGUGCCCCUGUGAGUAGUGACGCAAAAUGGCAGAAUCUUUAAAAAAAAAAAAAAGUUCUUCGGGCGAAGAAAACGUAUAUUCUAGAAAGAAAUGUCUAUUUUCUAUUUUUUAGCAUUAAAAAGUUUGAACUAGAAAAA